AUGUCUUCAAAAAACUUAGAUUUGUCAGAUCCUGAACAUCCAAAAGAUUUAAAACCGCCUUACCUUAAAUUAUACUCACUCGGAAGUCCAAAUGGUCAAAAAAUUUCAUUAUAUUUAAAACUAUUAGGAAUUGAAGAUUAUUACUAUAGACAAUUGGAUAUUAGAACAAACAUCCAAAAAGAACCAUGGUUCAUUGCAAUCAACCCAAAUGGCCGUGUCCCAACAUUAAGUGAUGUUGAUUCUCAAGGGAAACAAACAAUUUUAUUUGAAACUGGUGCAAUCUUGCUAUAUUUAGUGGCCUCACAUGCUCCAUAUCAAGGUCAAGCUACCCAAUUUCAACAUUAUGCUCCAGAAAAGAUUGAAUAUGGUAUUAAAAGAUAUAAAGGUGAAACUGAAAGCGUCUUUGGAGUCUAUGAAUUACGAUUAAAGGAAAACGAUGGUUGGUUAGUUGGUGACCAUUUCAAUAUUGCUGAUAUUGCUGCCUUCCCUUGGGUUAGAGUUUAUGCUUAUAAUGAUAUUGAUAUUGAUCAAUUCCCUCAUUUGAAAGCAUGGAUUGAAAAAAUAAAGAUCAUUGAUGGUGUUCAGGCUGGUUUGGAUGUUAAGUGA
Hansenula anomala is the source of this 606-nucleotide messenger RNA. Its product is annotated as glutathione S-transferase family protein. The transcript is spliced from 2 exons. Bases 1 to 606 code for a protein of 201 amino acids. The record is from RefSeq and is a predicted model, not a curated record. Lineage: Eukaryota; Fungi; Ascomycota; Saccharomycetes; Phaffomycetales; Wickerhamomycetaceae.